UGUCCACUACUCGGUCGCCUAAUGUGUAGGGUCCCGUCGGUAUCCCCCGAGCUCUGCACCCGCUUCUAUGCAACAUGGUGCUUAGUCUGGGGCUCCUUGUUCGGAUUCGGUUACUCCUUCGUGCUCCUUGCCGAUCUGCUUGAAGUUGAAUCAGCUGGAAGAAAUGACCUGCUCCAAAGGACAAUCAGGGCGGUUAUUGCUGGUUUGGGAUUUUCCUAUCUUUUGGCGGGAAUUUUAUUGACGCUUGGAAUAAAAUACAAUAAGCCGUUUGUGUUCAAAUGUGGAAAGUUAUUGUGCCUAAUAUUUGCAAUUUGUUCACUGCCGACUGUAAUAUUUCCUGUUGUGCAUUUCUGCAGCGUUUCCUGCUUGUGUCAGUAUAUGAAGGAUGUAUGGAACAUAAGCUAA
Molecule: messenger RNA, 405 nt
Organism: Drosophila erecta
Lineage: Eukaryota; Metazoa; Arthropoda; Insecta; Diptera; Drosophilidae
Exons: 3
Coding region: 22-405 (127 amino acids)
Source: RefSeq, a predicted model, not a curated record